This is a messenger RNA of Rotaria sordida, 2703 nucleotides long. The record is from the annotation of a GenBank genome assembly. Lineage: Eukaryota; Metazoa; Rotifera; Eurotatoria; Philodinida; Philodinidae.
AUGAAUAAUAUCAUUCAAUAUUCAUCACAUAUCGAUAAUUCUAAUACAUCAAAAUCUCUAUUAUCAUUAGAACGAUUUUCUUUUGAACAACAAAUUGAUUUUGAUUAUAAUAGUUCAAUACUUAAUCUAUCACAAACAAAACGUCUUUUUUCAUUAAUUGAUUCACCUAUAUUAAUUAGUAGUAAAACAACAUUACCAACAUUAACUGUUAUACCAUCAAUAUUUUUAAUACGAUUAAAAAAUGAAGCACAACAACGAGGUUUAGAUUUACAUGAUAUAAGAUUAAGUGGUGGUGCUGCAUCAUUUGUACUUGAUCCAACAGGUGAUUUAGCUUUUCGUGAUUUAGAUUUUUUGAUAUCUGUAAAUGAUGUUACAACAGAAUUAAAUUGGUCGAUUAUAAAACAAGCCGUAUUUGCUUCAUUACCAUUAUCAAAUCAAGAAAAUCAACAUUUAUGUACAGAAAUUUAUACAGAUAAAAUGAUACGUAUUAUAAAUGAAUAUGAUCGUUGGGGUUUAAUAUCAUUACGAAAUGCUGAUGGUCGAAAUUUAGAAUUAAAAUUUGUUGAACAUAUGAAACGACAAUAUCAAUUUUCAGUUGAUUCAUUUCAAAUAUUACUUGAUCCAUUAUUAAAUUUUUUUUAUUUAACACGAAAAUUUCAUUCAAAUUCAAUUAAUUUUCCAACAAUAAUUGUUCUAUCAAGUUAUGGAAAUUUUUCUGAAGCUUUACAACAUUUACAUUAUCGUUUAAUAGAUGUUAAAACACCUGAAGAAUUACGUGGUGGUGGUCUUUUAAAAUAUUGUGAUUUAAUUGCAAGAGGUUUUCAUCCAACAAAUCAUAUACAAAUGAAAGAUUUACAACGUUAUAUGUGUUCAAGAUUUUUUAUUGAUUUUAGAGAUUCAUUAACACAAGAACAAGUUUUAUUUAAAUAUGUAACUAGUCAUUUUGGAACAGAUUAUGAUGUACGUUAUAGAUUUUUGCGUUGUUUAUAUGAUGUUAUAUCAACGGAUAGUGUUUGGUUAAGUGGUUUUGAACGUAUAUGUUUUUUACGAACUAUUUCAACAAUGAGUUCAUCUAUAAUGCCACUUAAAUUAACAAGUAAUGUUAAACCAUUACUACAAUCGACUUGUAUUUAUUCAUCAAAGAAAUCAUUUCCAUCAUGUAAUUCAGCAACAAAAUAUUCCUCUAUAUCAUCGCUAUCCAAUUCAAAACAUCAAACACCAUCUGUACCUUCAUCAAAUACUUUAAUUAAAUCAUCAUCAUCAUCAUCAUCAUCAGAAAAAGCAGCAAAUCUUGUUCUUCUUCCUUCAUCACCAAUGACAUCUUUAUCACUCGAACAAAUAGAUAUAUUUGUUCAAAUAGUCAAUAGUCUUCGUACUGAACUUUUUCCUAAACUAAAUAAUUUUUUGUCCUCAAUGUUUACUAUCCGAUUACAUACAUUACAUAAAUGGAUCUUCAACAUAAAAAGGAAAUCAAAUAAAAUUAAAACAAAUUCCAUGUCAUCAUCAUCAUCAACAUCAAAACCAUCAAGCAAUUAUCAAACAAAUUGUUGUUAUCAACAAUCACCAUAUGGAAAUAAUGUUGGUCAAUAUUCACUUAUACCAACAGCACAUCAUCAUCAUCAUCAACAACAGCUAGUCAAUAAUAAUGUUCAAUCAAUUUCACCAACAUCUUUAUCACUUAUUUAUGGUAACCAACAACAACAACAACAAACUAAUUCAUCAAAUAUUCUUCAAACACGUUACCAAAAUGAACAAAUAAAUGAUAAAACAAGUAACAGUUUAACACCAGUCAUAACUAAUGGUCAACAACAGUCAAUGAUAAAUCCUUCUACAACAUUAACAACUAGUGCAAAUUUUAGAAGAAAUUUUAAUGCAUGUGCUAAACCACCAUAUAGUUAUAUAUCAUUAAUUACAAUGGCAAUACAAUUAUCAGCAAAUCGUAUGUGUACUUUAGCGGAAAUUUAUCAAUUUAUUAUGGAUUCAUUUCCAUAUUAUCGUCAAAAUCAACAACGAUGGCAAAAUUCAAUUCGUCAUUCAUUAAGUUUUAAUGAUUGUUUUGUCAAAGUACCACGAAGUCCUGAUAGACCAGGUAAAGGUUCUUAUUGGGCUUUACAUCAAGAAGCAACAAAUAUGUUUGAAAAUGGAUGUUAUCUUCGACGACAAAAACGUUUUAAAUGUAAUAAGCGUCUUGAACAUGAUCGUGAUUCAAAUAAUAAUAAUCGACGUAAUGGUAUAAAUAAUAGUCUAGAUAAAUCAACAACAUCAACAGGUAGUGGACAACGAAGUCCAAUUUCGUCAGCAUCUGAUAAAUCAUGUGAUGAUCAAUUAUUACUUAUGCAACAACAGCAAAGAUCUAUAUAUAUGCAACAACAACAACAACAACAACAACAACAACAACAAUCAUUAGAAUCACCAGAUUCUCGUAAUUUACAAGUUCCAGCAUUAGCAACAAAUGUCGAUGUUAAACAACUUAAACAGGAACAGUGUGAUUUUAAUCAAAUGUCAUUUGAUCCACAUACAUUUCCAAAUUAUUCACCAUUUGCUAUAAAUACACUUAUUAUGCAUCAAGGUUUUGGUGAUAAUCCAGCAGCAUUAAAUGCUUAUUAUGCAUCACAAUUACCACAAACAGCUUUUGUUUCAUCAUCAUCAUCAGAUUAUUAUCAUCAUUCAGCAAUGUAUGCAUCACAACCGACUACUUUGUGA